Messenger RNA from Fraxinus pennsylvanica, 474 nucleotides. The record is from the annotation of a GenBank genome assembly. Lineage: Eukaryota; Viridiplantae; Streptophyta; Magnoliopsida; Lamiales; Oleaceae.
AUGCUGCUUGGCUUCCAUUUCAUUUUAGAAGGUACAGUCCAAGAAGUUGCAAUCUACUUCCCUCGGUACAAAGCAAUGCCAGUUAAUCACAUCAAAUUCUUCAGAAGCAUUACCAUCCCAAAGGAGGUAAUUCGCCUAGUGAGCCAUAGAACUUUUGCUGCUGGUGCUAAAGCAAAGAAAGGUUCUAAAGGCGGUGCUGCUGCAGAUGCUCCAAAGGCUUCCAUACUGAGCAAAGAAGUUAAAUCCACUACAGUUGUUGGUGCCAAUAUCCUAAAGGAUGGGACUGACCCUAAAGUCUUGCCUGAUUCUGAAUAUCCUGAUUGGCUCUGGCACUUACUCGAUAAACGUCUGGCUCUUAGCGAGCUAAGAAGAAAAGAUGUGGAAACUCUUCCAUAUGAGGAACUCAAACGGUUUGUCAAGCUAGACAAUCGAGCUAGGAUCAAGGAAAAUAAUUCUCUCAAGGCAAAGAACUAA